GCGCCCGGAGUAAAGAUGGCGGCGGCGCCUUCUUCCGCUUCUGCGGUGCCGGCGGCUGUCCCGCCCUCAGUAACAAUGGCGGCUUCCUGCGCGGUGUGGCUGGAGGAUCAGGUGGAGCUGGUGUCCUGCCCCUACGACGCCCAUCACCGUAUGCCGCGGGCGUCGUUGGAGAGGCAUGCAGCAUCCUGCCGCCUCCGUAAGAUGGGCUACUCCGCCGAGGAGCAGGCCGAAAUGUAUGACUCCCGUUUCUUCUAUGAGAACCUGAAGGUGCCCUCCGUUGCAAUGGAUAAAGAUCUACAGUUUCACGUAGUUCAGCAAGCUAGAGCUCAGAGUGCCAAAGAAGGCAUAGGCUACACUGAAGGAUCUUAUUCAUCACUGCCUGUAGAAGUUCCCCAAAAUCACAAGCGUUUCACCUGUGACCUGACUCAAGCUGACCGUCUUGCUCUUUAUGACUAUGUUGUUGAGGAAACAAAGAAACAGAGGUCUAGGUCACAAAUCACAGAAAAUGACAGUGACCUCUUUGUGGACUUAGCAGCCAAGAUUACUCAAGAUGACAGUCAGAAAGGUCCAAAGUCCCAUCUUGAAAUUCUUGCUGAAAUGCGAGACUACAAAAGGCGACGGCAGUCAUACAGGGCUAAGAAUGUUCAUAUAACAAAGAAGUCUUAUACUGAGGUGAUUCGGGAUGUGAUUGGUGUACAUAUGGAGGAACUCAGCAACCACUGGCAGGAAGAGAAUAGGUUGGAUAAUGCAGAGAUGUGUGAAGGGGGAAAGUCAAAAUCUUCAGGAAGAAAGGAAGACAGGAGGUCAGCUUCGGUGGACUCGAGGCAGUCUGGAGGAAGCUCAAAGGACACUGAACGCACCAGACAUAGGCGAGAGAGCAGCAGGAGUCCAAGUAAAAGAAAAAGGAGUCGUGACAGAGGGAAAGACAGAGAUUCUCGGAGGAAAAGAGAAAGGGAAGACGACAAGUAUCACACCCAUAAAAGAAGAAAGUAGAAACAAGAACAUAAUGAGUUUUUGUUCAAAGAGUUACUUGCACAGGAUGUAUUGUUAUUGCUGUUAUGACAGAGACUGUAAUACUGCAAACAUAAUGCUGGCGUUGCCUCACAGCUGUGUUCAGAGAGAAAAUCAGAUAAUGUUCAGCGGUUGGCAGGAUGGAAGCAGUGUACGUCAUAAAAUGUACAAAUGUGUAAGACUAAUGUAUCUAUUAAUAAAUUAUAGUGAUU
This is a messenger RNA of Meleagris gallopavo (turkey), 1223 nucleotides long. It is a transcript of the gene SNRNP48, whose product is annotated as small nuclear ribonucleoprotein U11/U12 subunit 48. The record is from RefSeq and is a predicted model, not a curated record. Gene Ontology annotation, cellular component: U12-type spliceosomal complex; cytosol; nucleoplasm. NCBI's taxonomy places the organism in Eukaryota, Metazoa, Chordata, Aves, Galliformes, Phasianidae.